AGGAAAAGGGCGCGGUGAGCCAGAUGAAGGCGGGGUCCAACCGCGGACACCUGGGAGCCGGCGGAGCCGCCGCUGGAGCGGGCCAGGGCGCGGGCGCGGGCGGCAGGCCGUGACGGCCCAGCCCAGGAGGCGCGAGGAAGCGGAAGCGAGCGGACCCGGAUCCCCGCAGCGCCACGCCCCCGCCGUGCGUGAGGCCGCGUGAGUGCAGCCCGGCGGAGCGGCGCGGUGAGCUGGGCGGCCGGGACGGAGUUCUGCAGAAAACCUACUGAACAUAAGAUGUUGCAACAAAAUCUACCUCCUGUAUUUUUUCCCUUUAUUCAUGAGCUUCACAGUUUCAAAUUUGAGUAGGAUGUUUGGAGAAUCUGUUGAAAAACUGUAGCACAGGAUGACCUAGCAAAGAUUGUGAGCCUGAAACAAGAUACUCAUAGUGGCUGUGUCAGUUCUGUUCUGAAUGCUGCAGAUAACAGCAAGUGAACUCCCUCCUUACUUCUGAAGUAUUCAUUUGACCUCCCAUCAAGACGGACUUUUCUAAUCUGUUCUUGAAGAUAUUAAUGGAAUACAAUCAUGUCCACUCAAGAGGAAAAGCAGAUCAAUACCGAAUAUGCUGUGUCCUUGUUGGAACAGUUGAAACUGUUUUAUGAACAGCAGUUAUUUACUGACAUAGUGUUAAUUGUUGAGGGCACUGAAUUCCCUUGUCAUAAGAUGGUUCUUGCAACAUGUAGCUCCUAUUUCAGGGCCAUGUUCAUGAGUGGACUAAGUGAAAGCAAGCAGACACAUGUACACCUGAGGAAUGUGGAUGCUGCUGCCUUGCAGAUGAUAAUAACUUAUGCAUAUACAGGAAACUUGGCGGUAAAUGACAGCACCGUGGAGCAGCUCUAUGAGACAGCUUGCUUCCUACAGGUAGAAGAUGUGUUACAGCGUUGCCGAGAAUAUUUAAUUAAAAAAAUUAAUGCAGAGAACUGCGUGCGGCUGUUGAGCUUUGCUGACCUCUUCAGUUGUGAAGAAUUAAAGCAGAGUGCUAAAAGGAUGGUGGAGCACAAGUUCACGGCUGUGUACCACCAGGAAGCCUUCAUGCAGCUGUCCCACGACCUCCUCAUAGACAUCCUCAGCAGCGACAACCUAAAUGUAGAAAAGGAGGAAACUGUGCGGGAGGCUGCCAUGCUGUGGCUAGAGUACAACACAGAGUCCAGAUCCCAGUAUUUGUCUUCAGUUCUUAGCCAGAUCAGAAUUGAUGCUCUUUCAGAAGUCACACAAAGAGCUUGGUUUCAAGGUCUCCCACCCAAUGAUAAGUCUGUUGUGGUUCAAGGUCUUUAUAAGUCCAUGCCCAAGUUCUUCAAACCCAGGCUUGGGAUGACUAAGGAGGAGAUGAUGAUUUUCAUUGAAGCAUCCUCAGAAAACCCUUGUAGUCUUUACUCUUCUGUCUGUUAUAGCCCCCAGGCAGAAAAAGUUUACAAGUUAUGCAGCCCACCAGCUGAUUUGCAUAAGGUUGGGACAGUUGUAACCCCCGAUAAUGAUAUUUACAUAGCAGGGGGCCAAGUGCCCUUGAAAAACACAAAAACAAAUCACAGUAAAACAAGUAAACUGCAGACUGCCUUCCGAACUGUGAACUGCUUUUACUGGUUUGAUGCACAACAAAAUACCUGGUUUCCAAAGACACCGAUGCUUUUUGUCCGUGUGAAGCCAUCUUUGGUUUGCUGUGAAGGCUAUAUCUAUGCAAUCGGAGGAGAUAGUGUUGGUGGAGAACUUAACCGAAGGACUGUAGAGCGAUAUGACACUGAGAAGGAUGAGUGGACAAUGGUGAGCCCUUUGCCUUGUGCUUGGCAGUGGAGUGCAGCAGUUGUAGUUCACGACUGCAUCUAUGUGAUGACAUUAAACCUCAUGUACUGUUACUUUCCAAGAUCUGACUCAUGGGUAGAAAUGGCCAUGAGGCAGACUAGCAGAUCUUUUGCUUCAGUUGCAGCUUUUGGUGAUAAAAUUUUCUAUAUUGGAGGGUUGCAUAUUGCUACCAAUUCUGGCAUAAGACUCCCCUCUGGCACUGUAGAUGGGUCUUCAGUAACUGUGGAAAUUUAUGAUGUGAAUAAAAAUGAAUGGAAAAUGGCAGCCAACAUCCCUGCUAAAAGGUAUUCUGAUCCCUGUGUUAGAGCUGUUGUGAUCUCAAAUUCUCUCUGUGUGUUUAUGCGAGAAACACACUUAAAUGAACGAGCUAAGUAUGUCACCUACCAGUAUGAUUUGGAACUUGACCGGUGGUCUCUGCGGCAGCACAUAUCUGAACGUGUACUAUGGGACCUAGGGAGAGAUUUUCGAUGCACUGUGGGGAAACUUUAUCCAUCCUGUCUUGAAGAAUCUCCAUGGAAGCCACCAACUUACCUUUUUUCACCAGAUGGAACAGAGGAGUUUGAACUGGAUGGAGAAAUGGUUGCACUUCCACCUGUAUAGGGGAGCUGAGGGAGUGCACAGAUGAACUUGUGAUAUCCUUUACUAAACAGAGGAUAAAAAAGGACAGAGUAUGAGUACAUAAAAUCUAUCUUUGAUACGUUUUAUUUUUAUGCCCUACUUAAUAUUUGCAUCAGUAUAAUAUAUAUCAGUGUGUCAUACAGAAAGAUAUGCUUCUGUAAUAUGAAAUAGGUUAUUUGAUAACUGAGAAACUUAAGUGUAUCAUGUGAGCAUAAGAGUCUGGAUUAUCUAACUGUUAGCCCUGUGUAUGUACAGUCCAGAACUUCACUUUCAAAAGUAAUCUGUUCCCAGUGUGGUAUUUCAAAAUUGUGCCGAGAUUAUUUUAGUAUGUGUAUUGAAUUCCUGUACUUCCAGAGUCCUGGAAUAUAGUUUUUUUUAGUAUAAUUCCGCUGCACUUAACACUAAUGUUCAUGUUAAGAUAGAAAUGUCUUUUAAAUCCUAUACUAUUGUUGAACAAGAUCUGCUAUACGUCUAUGGUAUUACACAGGGAAAGCUGUGACUGCAGGAUCAGUCUCACUAUUCUAGGUGCAUGUAUUCCCUUCCCACUGACUUACACUUGUCUAUCUAGAAUACAGGUUGUCCAGUCAGCUGGUCACUUACCAGGUGUGGACUUAUGUUGCUGGGCUUGCAAAUGAAUUGCUAGUCCCUCAUUGUGCGGGUCUAUGUGGAGCUUUAAUCAGUAAAUGUCUCCACUUCCUAUAUUACAUUAACGUUGGCUCAUGCAUAUAACCACCUGCUGCUGAUAUAGUUCUCCAUCUUAAAAAGAUUUAGAGUGGAUUAACCAGGUCAUUACAUCUUAAUUUAAUAACGAGCAUUACUGUAGAGUGAUUGUGUGUAGGUAUCUAAUAGGUGUGUUUUUUUUUUUUUUUUUAAUUUGAUGUGUGUAUGUUUGGGGGGCUAGGAUUAGGAAGGUGAACCGUGCAGGAAUUGUCUGCACUGGGCAGAAGAGCAGACACUAGUGCUGCUCUGGCAUUAAUCCCAGGAACCACUAGCAGUAGUGGGGCGCCACCAAUGUAACAUGAGCACAGGUGCCUCAUGACAAACAUGGCUGGCAUGUUCAACUGCAUAAUGCUCUGGCACUGUAUUUUGAAUGACAUUAAUUUAUUAAAUAAAUUGUAUAUAAUCAAUA
Mastomys coucha (southern multimammate mouse) is the source of this 3583-nucleotide messenger RNA. RefSeq names its product kelch repeat and BTB domain containing 2 (gene Kbtbd2). Bases 565 to 2436 code for a protein of 623 amino acids. The record is from RefSeq and is a predicted model, not a curated record. The transcript has 4 exons. NCBI's taxonomy places the organism in Eukaryota, Metazoa, Chordata, Mammalia, Rodentia, Muridae. Gene Ontology annotation, molecular function: protein binding.